Molecule: messenger RNA, 1698 nt
Organism: Eimeria acervulina
Lineage: Eukaryota; Apicomplexa; Conoidasida; Eucoccidiorida; Eimeriidae
Product: KLTH0F01518p, related
Exons: 4
Coding region: 1-1698 (565 amino acids)
Source: RefSeq, a predicted model, not a curated record
AUGCAGCGGCAACAACAGCAGCAGCAGCAGCAACAGCAGCAGCAGCAGCAACAGGUGCCCGGCAGGUCGCGUGUACGUAGCAGCGCAUCACCUUGCCGCCUCUUCCGAUUGGGGUUUUUUCUGGUGCUGCUGUUGCUGCUGCUGCUGCUGCUGCUACAAGAUCUCGGCAGCAAAGCAGUGGCUCUUUCUCUUCGCCGCUGCCUCCCGCAGCAACAGCAGCAGCAGCAUCAACAACAGCAGCAGCAGCAACCCCUGCAUCUGCAAUGGGCCUUCACCUCUCCGCAUUUGCUGCACGGGAGGUGCUGGGGCUGCCGUACACCAGCAGCAGCAGCAACAGCAACAGGGCCUCAGGUGCUUAAGAAACUCCCGGGGGCCCCUCAGGUUGGUGGGGGGCCCCCUUGGGGGGCCCCCAAGGGCACGGGGAGGGGCCUGGGCCCCCCCCUGCAUGCGCUGAAGGGGUGGAGGGGGGCCCUCUUCGGCAGCAGAAGAAUUCGUAUUCAGAGUGAAGAACAGAUGGAGAAAGCCCUCGCUAGAGGAGUGCCCCUAGCGUCAAUGGAGGUGUGUGGGGACCUUCACUGUCCUCAGCCUCCUUUUAAUCCGGUGUUACUGCUGCGUCUGCAGCAUUUGCUGCAGCACCUUCUAAGCAGCAGCAGCAGCAGCAGCAGGGGUACAGAAGUUGCUCGUGCCUCUAUAACCCGAUGGCUAUGUGGGCGUAGCGACGACCCAGCAGCAUUUAAGAAGGGGGCUUCUGUGCUGCUGCAGCACUGCAGCAGCUUGCUGCAGCAGUACGUACACCCCGUUCUCUUGCUGCUCUAUAAGCGCCGCUUAUUAGGUGGGGGGCCCUUUGGGGCCCCCCACCUUUCUAGCUACGAGGGGGGCCCUCAUCUAUGGAGUGUUAGGGGUGUAGGAUGGGGCACUGACGGCCCCGGAGGCCCCCAGGGGCCCCCGGGGCCCCCCGAGUCUGUUGAGGAUGCUUUUAACGGUGUGUAUGGUAGCAGUGCAGGGGCAUUAAUAGGAGCAUUUGCGAUAAUUGCUUCAGGGCUGACGAGCCUUCACUCUGUUACCCUUGACAGCGCAGGAGGAUUUAUAAAAGAUCUUCCUUCUUUGUUUGAGUGUCUCCGUGCAUCUAUGUUGCUUCCGGGCUUGACCGGACCAGUGGUCCAUUUGCCCUUGUGGGGCCCCACAUGGGGGCCCCCCACCUCCCGUACAGGGGCCCCAAAAGGGGCCCCUACAUCCCCCAUGGGGCCCCAAGAAGGGGCCCCUGGUGGUGAUAAGGAGGCCCCUACUGGUGAUAAGGGGGCCCCUACCGGUGAUAAGGGGGCCCCUACUGGUGAUAAAGGGGCCCCUAGUGGUGAUAAGGGGGCCCCUAGUGGUGAUAAGGGGGCCCCUAGUGUUGUUGGGGGGGCCCCUAGUGUUGGUUAUGGGUCUGCUGCUCGUCGCCCUUUGUCUAUGUAUUGCCCUCUUGCUGCAUCUUCUUCUCUUCCUCGUUUCUCUCCUGAGCUUCCUUGUGCAUAUGUUACGGAGGGGCUUGCAGAUGCUCUUCUUUUUGAAGCUGUUCCCUACAGAAGUGCAAUUAGUGAAGGAGCUACACAUGUUCUUGUCCUGAGAAGUAGACCCGACAAAGCCCCCGUCGCUCGGCUCAAAGGAAUCGAAGCUGCAGUAAACAAAAAUUUUGUUUUAAUGAAAAGCAGAGAUUAA